CCCUCAACAGGAAGAGGAAAAAUCUUCUAACAUCCACCAUCUUUAUGGAGGAGAAGAAGACCUUUGCAGAGACAACCAUAGAAGUUUGAACUCCAUGUCCAAGAGAGAUAAGGCAAUGCUAGAAAACCAGGGUAACUACACAACAUAUUUGGCACAAUUUGUACGUUUUCAUUGAGGAGUUUAUUCAGUUUAACACCUAGAAUCUAGAAGUUAUUUAAUUUGUCUCCCAUCUUAGCCGAUGCCUCAGGGGGCCCGCAAAGCUCUCAUUCUGAACAGGCCUGAAUGGACUGUGCUGUUCGCUAAUGUGCACAUUUCUUCAUCGACACACUGUUGCUUCUGUGUGCAAGAAUAACGGAUGCUGAGAAACACCAAUAAUGGCGCCGACGUUGCACAUUCCACCUAGAAUUGGACACAUGUGACUCCGAGGAAGAGAGAAUAAAAUGUGGUUAAUUUACCUAAUGGUGUGGCUAAAAGCAGCGGGUAGGGAGGUGGUUACAGCCCUGUCAAAUAAAUUAGCAACCGUGAAGAAUUUAUUUAUGAUAAUAGCAGGGACUCGUUCAGAGAACAAGACAUGACAUGUGGACUGUCAAUCCUCCUGCAGAGUUUCCGCCAUCAUGUCCUGGGCCAAGUACCUUCAAUACCGUGGCCUGCCACUGCCUCCUGGAGCCCACACGGAACAGAGCUUGGAAUAUGCCCAGAACUUCUCUGUGGAGGACACAGAUGUGUUUGCUGUGACUUAUCCCAAAUCAGGUACGGUCUGGAUGCAAGAGAUCCUCCCACUGGUGCUGAAUGAGGGGGACCUGACACCCAUCCUAACCAUCCCCAACUGGGACAGAGUUCCCUGGCUGGAGGAGAAGAGGUUACAAGAAGUGGUUGAUCAGCUGCCCUCCCCAAGAGGGUUGGUCACACAUUUUCCUUACCAGUUCAUGCCACCUUCCUUCAAAACUUCCAGUGCCAAGGUGAUCUACGUCAUGAGGAACCCCAAGGAUAUCAUUGUGUCGUCAUAUUACUUCCAUCAGAUGGCGACUUUCCUUGAGGACCCUGGAACUUUGGACAAGUUUAUUGACAAAUUCCUGCAAGGCAGAGUGUUGUUUGGCAAAUGGACAAACCACUUGAAGAGCUGGAAGCGUGCAGAGUUAGGAGACCGAAUCCUUUUUAUUACAUAUGAGGAAAUGAUUCAGGAUCUUCCUUCAGCUCUACGUAGGAUUUCCGAUUUCUUGGGAAAGAACCUGAGUGACGAAGUCAUUCGGAAAAUAGCAGACAAUUGUUCCUUCAAGUCCAUGCAGGCCAAUGCAAUGUCCAACUUGAGUUUGAUACCCAAGGAGUACAUGGACACUGAAAAAUCUCAAUUUCUUAGGAAAGGUGUUGCCGGGGACUGGAAAAAACAUUUUAGUGCAGACCAAGUGGCCCGCAUCUCCUCCACCAUUUACAAGGAGCUGGAGGGAGAGAACUUCACUUUGCCCUGGACCCUGGACGGAGCAGCAGACAAGGGAAUUUAAGAUAAAAUGUCAGCGCUGGAAAUGUAGUAGGCCAACAAUCUUCACUAUUAGGAUAUUACAAUACUUGUUUUUUUGCACUUUUGAGUUUUGGUCAUAUUUGUGCUCUUCCUUAUUAUGUUCUUUUUGUCACGGUCUUAGAGCUCCUGCCAUUGUCUUUGCAUUUCUCCCGCCAUGUGUUUUCACUGGUUUUUGCUCUUCUGAGAUUUAUGUUUUAUUACCUACUAAUUACUACCGCAGUUGUGACAACUACAGUACUUUCUUUCUUUCUUUUUUUAGUUUAUUUUGAACAUGAACACACUUAGAGCAUAAUACAUCACACAAUUUCAUAUCAUGUCACUUUCCAUCAUGUCCGAAAAGGAGUAGGAAGAAGCAAAGCUUAUUUAAUCCUACACUUUUCCGGAAUUCUUCAGAGUGUUUACAAUUAUAUACAUUCAUUUACUGACUUCUUUUUGUAGAACAACAACAUCCGUGAAUGAUUAAUACAGCAUUUCUUGUAAUAGAUAAUUGAUAGAUAAACAUACUGAGAGGCAGCACAGUGGUACAGGGGUUAGUGCAUGUGUCUCACAAUACUAAGAUCCUGAGUUCAAUCCCGGGCUCGGGAUCUUUCUGUGAUGAGUUUGCAUGUUCUCCCCGUGACUGUGUGGGUACUACGGCUUCCUCCCCAAAAAAUGCACCUGGGGAUAGUUUGAUUGGCAACACUAAAUGGUCCCUAGUGUGUGAAUGUGAGUGUGAAUGUUGUCUGUCUAUCUGUGUUGGCCCUGCGAUGAGGUGGCAACUUGUCCAGGGUGUACACCGCAUUCCGCCCCAAUGCAGCUGAUAUGGGCUCCAGCAACCCCUGCGAUCCCAAAGGGGACAAUCGGUAGAGAAUUGAUGGAUGGAUGGAUGGAUAUACUGAGAUUAAGAAUAUCGUAUAUUCAAUAAGGUCGAAGAAGUUUCUCAUAAUUCUUCUUCUUUGUACUUUGCAAGCACUAUUAAUUAGAACAACCUCUUAAAGUGGAUUUUAUCUGUACAUUGUUUAACUUCUUUACUUAAUCCAUUCCAUAAUUUAAUUCCACAUACAGAUAUGCUACAGGUGUUUAGCGUUGUACGUGCAUACAAAUAAUGUUUUAGAUAACUUUUUCCUCUAAGGUUGUAUUUCUCCUCUUUAGUUGAGGAUAUUUUUUGUACAUUCUUGGGUAGUAGGUUAUACAAACCCCAUUUCCAUAUGAGUUGGGAAAUUGUGUUAGAGGUAAAUAAAAACAGAAUACAAUGAUUUGCAAAUCCUUUUCAACCCAUAUGCAGUUGAAUGCACUACAAAGACAAGAUAUUUGAUGUUCAAACUCAAUAAACUUUAUUUUAUUUUGCAAAUAAUCAUUAACUUCGAAUUUCAUGGCUGCAACAUGUGCCAAAGUAGUUGGGAAAGGUUAUGUCCACCACUGUGUUACGUCACCUUUUCUUUUAACAACACUCAAUAAAUGUUUGGUAACUGAGGACACUAA
Nerophis ophidion (straightnose pipefish) is the source of this 2977-nucleotide messenger RNA. Its product is annotated as sulfotransferase 2B1-like. Gene Ontology annotation, cellular component: cytoplasm. The transcript has 6 exons. Gene Ontology annotation, molecular function: sulfotransferase activity. The coding region runs from base 615 to 1499 and encodes 294 amino acids. The record is from RefSeq and is a predicted model, not a curated record. Gene Ontology annotation, biological process: sulfation. Lineage: Eukaryota; Metazoa; Chordata; Actinopteri; Syngnathiformes; Syngnathidae.